CCCGAUUGCGGCUUCGCAACGUUCGACCACCUGGGCGAUAUGGCGAGCAUCCGCGAGGCGCGUCAGAGAUUCGCAUUAGUGAUGCCCACGACCAAGUGGAUUGGCGAGGUGGAGUGGCGUAUUGCAGACCGGCGAGAGCCGUUCACGGACACAUGCACAAUCACCAAGGUAAGGAACAAGCCACCGCACUUCACCUGA
Molecule: messenger RNA, 198 nt
Organism: Phytophthora sojae
Lineage: Eukaryota; Oomycota; Peronosporomycetes; Peronosporales; Peronosporaceae
Exons: 1
Source: RefSeq, a predicted model, not a curated record